Molecule: messenger RNA, 4410 nt
Organism: Dunckerocampus dactyliophorus (ringed pipefish)
Lineage: Eukaryota; Metazoa; Chordata; Actinopteri; Syngnathiformes; Syngnathidae
Product: cholesterol 24-hydroxylase-like
Exons: 15
Coding region: 2486-4009 (507 amino acids)
Biological process (GO): cholesterol catabolic process
Molecular function (GO): cholesterol 24-hydroxylase activity; heme binding; iron ion binding
Source: RefSeq, a predicted model, not a curated record
CUCUUUCUGCUUAGCAAGACGAUGGACAGACGUGAAUUUGGCUGUGUCUCAUUAAUAUGUCCUGUUUUCAGGUGGGUGGAACACUAAAUUGAGCUAUGUGACUAAAAUGCACUAUGUAAAUAUGUUUGCAUGUACCGUGAUGAGACUGUUAAUAAUGUACGAGGAAUUAUACAGGUAUGUAUGUAAAGGGAGCAGUGCAACGCCAUCUUGUGCCAGUUAAGUCAUAUUGACCGGUAACGGAGGGACAUGAGUUUGGAGUCAAUAAAUUCAGCACAUGGUAUAUGCAAAAUACUUUUUUGCAGUCUAAUAGGAGAAACAAAGUUGUUUUAGGCUUCAAAUAUCUCCUAAGAGUGAUGCUUUUUUUCAUCAUCAUGCAUGGGUUCACUAUUUAAGACACACUCAUAAUCACUGUAAAGUUUAAGUGCCGAUGAUUUUGCGAUCGUUCAACGAAUUGUACUUGUAGAGCUACUAGAGCGAGAGAAAAAAACUGUGAAAAUUAGUUCAUGGACUUUUCAGUGUCAUCAGAUAAAGAACUUCACACAUUUUCAGCUGAUAGGUGAUCCAUGAUAUUUUGUUGCAAUUGAAAUGUGGUUAAAUGCCCAGGGUUUUUUCAGAGUCAGCUAGAAUCCUAUUGUGUUCGAAUCGAUGACCAAAACUUAAAAAAAAGUAAAAAAUCACAGCUUCAGUGACAUGCCAAAGUACUGACUGCAAGGUUUUGCUUAGUCUGAGCCUAAGAUGCUUGUAAUUACUGAGUUAAGAGAAGACUUUGAAUAAAAUCAUGAUAUUAAUUACCGCGGUAAGUGUUCAUCUUUUACAGAAUUUCCCCAACAAAAAUUGAGCAGCAUAAAUGGCCUGCCAUUUUGCAUGUUCAUAAUUAAGGGAUUUAACUACAAUAUGAAAGAAAAAGAACACCAUUUUCACCACAGGAACCGUAAAAUAUGCAUCUUUGAAAAAAGGGUUGAAAACAGAUGUUAAUAUUGUGUCCCUUCGUUACCGCUUGGCCUGGCCCUUCAGUACCUUCUCUAUCCAUUUCUGCUCCAUAUUUGUUCCAGCUCGUGGCUCCAGUCACUGCUACUUCCUGAAAGUACAGUAUGGGACGAGGGUCAAACAGGACUUGCGAAUGUUACCCGCGCGUCAAAAAAAAAUUGUGAUAGUCAUAUAAUAUGAUAGUGAUAAUUAAAUAAAAUAGUGAUAGUCAUAUAAUAUGAUAGUGAUAAUUAAAUAAAAUAGUGAUAGUGAUAUAAUACCAUAGUGAUAAUUAAAGGAAACUUCCGUUAACUUGGACAGCCCUAGUUUUAAUAUUUUUACUACGCACAGAAAAGAGAAAGACGUGUGUUCAUGUCUCACAUGAGGAUUGUGGAUGAUGGGCAAAAUUCCCCAAAAAGUGCAUCUUUCCUUUAAGGGCAGGAUAGUCGCUAUACUUGCUUUAAAGGCAAAACCUCUGUAGGUUUGUACAAACAUAGAGUAGAAACAUUACCUUAGUGGCCUCUGGGCUGGUGGUGCACACACGUACGUAGUGCAAGACAUUCAUCCGCUACACGGACCCAUAAUGUUCUUCCAAUCCCGGGCUGUGGCUAGCUGUCCAGUUCCUGGUUUGGGAGCGGGGUGCUUAGUCUGUUUCUGUUCCUCUCGAACGAAUGUUGGCACAGAGAUGGUAUUGGCAGCUCUCAAGGGCAAGGAGUUGAUGGCGUUCUUCUUGCUGUCAAGGGCUGCUGCCAGACUAUUGAGGACCUGAUUGUGUCUCCACGUGUUGCAGCACAAAACACUAGUUGUGUGUCAAAGUUGUUUCAUGAACAUAAACACAACAUGUCCAGUGUUAUGACAGUCAUGCUAUCUCCCUGGACUGGAAGUGGUCCCACACAGAACACAAAUCAGUAAAGGUGCAGCUGAGGAUGGAAGUUCAACCUGCCUUAGGAACUGCUAACAAGCUUCCUUAAUGCAAUAAUGCAGUCUGUUCUUUGCACCUCCAUCACAGUUUGGUUUGGCUCUGCUACCAAACCGGACAAGAGCACACUGUCCACAGAGAAAACCAUCAGGACCAGCCUGGGCAAUUGAUUAUCUGCAGCUUUCGUAUCUUCGAAUGAAACAAGCACCUGUUGCAAUUACUGAUAAUGACCACUGAGUGACGCUGUUACUUUGUGUAUUUAUCUUAUGUUCAUGUUCUUAUGUACUGUACUUUAAAAUUAAUAAAACAGUUUUACUUAACCUCAGUGACGGUGUCGGCUUGUAGUUUCUUAUCAAAUACAAAAUGUAUAACUCUAGAAGACAUUUCCAUUGCGGAAGCACAAGUUGAAUUACGGCCAUGACGCAGUCUGGCACUUUAAAUUCACCCUUGGUCCAAAUGUUUUACCCAAUGUACACACGUGCACAUUUUACAGUAACAUCCAGCAGGGCAUUGUGGCUCCGCUCCUCUCGUCUUCCUCCUCUUCAUCAAGGCGGGACGUCAGACUAACUCAACUUCAGGGGGACUGUUGUCGAUGCAAAAAUGUCCUUUUUGUACUCUCUUUUCAUCCUGGCACUUCAUGUGUUGGGCAUCCUGUUGGUGUUGCUGUUGGUAGCCUUCCUGGGCUACUGUGUGUACGUUAAAUAUGUGCACAUGAAGUAUGAUCACAUACCUGGACCACCGCGAGAAAGUUUUUUGUUUGGACAUUCCCCUACUUUGUUGAGGACGAUGGCAAAGGGAGGAAACGUGCACGACCUGUUUCUGGAAUGGGCAGAAGGUUAUGGAUCCGUGUACAGGAUGAAUAUCUUGCACUAUGCAAUUGUGUUCACCACCAGCCCAGAGGCCAUCAAGGAAGUCCUGAUGUCCUCAAAGUAUCCCAAAGACCUCUUCCUCCACAAACGACUCUUCAGCAUGUUUGGUCAAAGGUUCUUAGGUAAUGGGUUGGUAACGGCCAGGGACCAUGAACAGUGGUAUAAACAACGACGCAUCAUGGACCCCGCCUUCAGCAGCCUGUAUCUACGCAGUCUGAUGGGGACGUUCAACGAACGAGCUGAGGUGCUGACCACUAAAUUGUCGGAGGUCGCCGACAGAAAAGCGGAGGCCAACAUGCUGCAACUCGUCAACCGCGUCACCUUAGAUGUCAUCGCCAAGGUUGCCUUUGGUGUGGAUUUGGAGCUGCUGGAGAACACUUCACUCUUCCCCAAGGCCAUCGAGACGUGUCUGAAAGGGAUGGUGCACAACAUACGUAGCGCCUUCUUUCAGCUCUACCCCAAGAACUGGGCCUUUGUCAAGGAGGUGAGGGAAGCUUGCAAGCUGCUGCGCUCCACCGGCGCCCAGUGGAUCCACAACAGGAAGGUGGCCAUUGAGAGUGGCGGCGACGUGCCCAAAGACAUCCUCACACAAAUCAUCAAGGCAGCUGGCAAAGAGGAAAGCAUGACCAAAGAAGACGAAGAGUUCAUGCUGGACAAUUUUGUCACCUUCUUCAUCGCGGGACAGGAAACCACGGCUAACCAGCUGGCUUUCUGCAUCAUGGAGCUAGCUAGACAUCCUGACAUGCUGGACAAAGCCAAGAAGGAGGUGGACGACGUCAUUGGGAUGAAACGUGACAUUAGCUACGACGAUCUCGGCAAGCUAGUUUACCUUUCACAGGUUCUAAAAGAGACUUUAAGGUUGUACCCAACAGCUCCAGGAACAUCCCGUGAUCUCCCCAACAACAUGGUCAUCGACGGCGUUGACGUACCAGCAGGCGCCACUGCCAUCUUCAGCUCCUACGUUUCCAGCAGAAUGGCCAAGUUCUUCAAGGAUCCGCUGGAAUUUAACCCCGACCGCUUUCACCCCGAUGCUCCCAAGCCGUAUUACUGCUACUACCCCUUCUCCCUGGGCCCACGCUCCUGCCUCGGACAGAACUUUGCUCAGAUGGAGGCCAAAGUGGUGAUGGCCAAGAUUCUGCAGAGGUUUGACUUCACCCUGACACCCAACCAGAGCUUUGACAUCCUGGAUGUGGGCACCCUGAGGCCCAAGAGCGGGGUGGUGUGCUCCAUCAGGCACAGGAAGCACAGUGCAUGAAUACCUGCCUUAGAUUAGAGAUGAGAUUAAAUUACAGAUAUUACUAUAAACCACAGCGAGGUUCUCAAACGAGCAUACUGAGAUUUCAAGUACAUUGUAAGUGUACACUGAGAGACAAGAUGUAAAAAGCCUAUUAAAUCAAGUUUAUUAAAAGAAAUGUAUUUAAGAACAUGUUUAUUCUAAUCCUAUAAAAGGACACUUUAAAUUGAUAAUUAUUGUAUGUUUUUAUUUGUAAUUAAAUUAUUUUAUAUGUAUUUUUAGGUGGAAAUAUCCAUGCAUCCAUCUUCUUCCACUUAUCCGAGGUCGGGAAGCAGGGUCAGCAGCCUAAGCAGGCAAACCCAGCUUUCCCUCUCUCUGGCUACUUUGUCCAGCGCCUCCCGGCGGAUCCUGAGGUGUUCCCA